AUGGUGCUCUCUGACUUCACUGGAGUCGGUGUUGGAUUCGGGUUCGGUGUUGGCUGUGGAUUUGGCGUUGGCUGGGGUUUUGGAGUGCGUACUGAACUAGAGAUUCUUUGUUGCUUUCUUGCAGGAAUGCCUAUGAAUGUACUAGGCGUCGGUGUAGGUGGCGGUUGCGGGGUGGGCUUGGGCCUCGGUUGGGGUUUCGGGACUGCCUUCGGGAGUCACUACCGAUCAUCUAGGCUUACCUUUCAAGGCAUCGAGUUAGAGAAGACGGAUAAACGCGAGGAUAAGAUCCAAAACAUGUCCAAAAACACUUAA
Messenger RNA from Thlaspi arvense, 312 nucleotides. NCBI's taxonomy places the organism in Eukaryota, Viridiplantae, Streptophyta, Magnoliopsida, Brassicales, Brassicaceae. The record is from the annotation of a GenBank genome assembly.